Styela clava is the source of this 1921-nucleotide messenger RNA. NCBI's taxonomy places the organism in Eukaryota, Metazoa, Chordata, Ascidiacea, Stolidobranchia, Styelidae. The record is from RefSeq and is a predicted model, not a curated record.
AGUUGUCCUUGUGUGCAAAUGGUCACUUAUCCGACAUUGGUGGAAAUUAUCAAUGAUCAAUGUACUUGCAAGAAAGGUCAGUCAGUUCACCAAUGAUAGCUAGCAACUGUCGUUGACGUAAUCAUUUCUCCGUUCUAUUUAAUCCGCCUCAAUCCAGAUUGGUAGUCAUUUAGCAUUUGUUAAACUGGUUGUUCCGUCAUGCAGUACGUCGGGUUUGACAAAACUUUAGCUGUGAGGAAAUUUCAAGAAUAUCUUCGCAUUAAAACGGAUCAUCCAAACCCUGACUACGAAAGGGCGAAUGAAUUUCUUAUAGAAUAUGCUGAAGAGUUGCAAGUAAAGGUAAAACUAGUUCCAAUCGGAGAUGGGGAAAGAUCGAUAGUACUGAUGCUUAUACCAGGAAAACAACCAGAGCUGCCGUCUAUUCUUCUCAAUUCACACAUUGACGUAAGCUGCGCGGAUUAUGCCAAUUGGAAGCAAGAUCCAUGGUCCGCGUACAAAGAUGAUAUUGGAAAUAUUCACGGUGUCGGGGCCCAGGACAUGAAAUGUGUUGGUAUUCAGUAUUUAGAAGCUAUCAGGAUUUUGACACUUUUAAGAAAAGAACGUUUUGAACGGAACAUUUAUAUUUCGUUUAUUCCUGAUGAACAAAUCAACGACGGUUCAUUGGGAAUGACAUUAUUCAUUCAAACGCAGGAAUUUAAAAACAUGAAUGUAGGUUUCGCUAUGGAUGAAGGUUUAGCCAAUCCUCUGGACCAAUAUUCAGUAUACUACGGAGAAAAGAUUCCGUGGUGGGUACGCGUCAAAUGUCAAGGACAAGGAGGGCACUCGUCGAAUCUAAUAGGACAGUCUGCCGCUGAAAAGUUUUCUCGUGUAAUAGCAUCAUUUAUGUCUUUUCGCGAAGGUGAAAUCGAAAAAUUGAAAAACAAUUCCACCUUGCGAGUAGGAGACGUCACGUCCAUCGAACUCACCGUGCUUGGAGGUGGAGAACGCCCAAAUUCGAUACCUCCUGAUUUUUCAGCCACGUUUGACGUCCGAAUUCCACCCUCGGUUAACUUAACCGAGUUCGAAGAGAUGUUAACCGGAUGGUGUCAACAAGCGGGCAAAGACGUCACACUUGAAUUUUUAUACAAAGGGAUGUGUCAGGUGACAACUCGUAGUGACGAAUCUAGUCCAUGGUGGAUCACUUUCACUGAAGCACUUCGAGAAAACAAUCUGAAGUUUUCUAAAGAAAUUCACCCCGCAUUUUCAGACGGUCGUUUUCUGAGGGAGAUCGGUAUUCCGGUAAUAGGAUUCAGCCCAAUGAAAAAUACUCCCAUCGCCCUUUUCACAUCAGAUGAAUUUUUGAACGAGGAUGUAUUUUUGGAUGGUAUUAGGGCAUACUGUGCCGUUAUUAGUGCCGUUGCUAAUUUGGACACGGAGUGGGCUUGCUGAUCAUUUUCUACAUUGUUUUCUCUGUUUUUGUGUUGGGUUGUUAUUGCAAAAAAACAUUUUCCAUUCAACUAAUUUACCGGGCCAUUUAAUUUUGUUUAUGCCACAGAUAUGCGUUAUUGCAAGAAGACAAUAUGAAUUUUCCUUUUUACCCCUAUGGAGUCUUGCGGUAUCCGAUAUUUCACCCUAUGUUUUGUGAGUUUUUUAUAAUUCAAUGCAUUACUUUGGCCAAUUCAGUCACUUGAUAUUUGUGUCCACAUAUGGUACAUUGCUCCCUCGUUUUCAAUUAAUAUUGCUAUUCGAUACCAUGAAUUUACAAUUUCAUUAAAUUGAAUGUAUAUCAUAAACUCAUGCCUCAUCGUAUUUACUCUUUCUUUAUGUUAUUUGUUCAUGUUAUUAUUUUUAUUGGAUGAAACAUCUUAUAAAUCACAGUUGGUCAAUCUUUGUGUUUAACAUUGCAAUGCACAGUGGCAAUACAUGACUAAAACAAACACGA